AGUUUUAUUUGAAAAUGGCGGACGCAGAUGGUCCAUCGACCAAACCGCCGGUUGAAAAUGUAGAAGAGGAAGUACUUACCAAACCAGAAGACAGCCAAACUGAUGAUUUUGACAUUAAGUCUCACACAUUUGAGAUCCCCAACAAAAAAAUCAGCUUACCAACAGAUGUGCCAGCAUGGGAAAAAUCAGAGGCCUACAGAGAUCUGGUUGGUUUCAUCUGUGCUAUAAGUGAAGCUGUUAAGUCUAAGAAGAUCAGAGACAAUUAUCCUAUUUCAGAGACCAUCACCCGAUUGGUAGGUCUACUAGACACAAUGAGCCAAUGGGUUGAAGAGAUCCCACCCAUAGAUCAGCCACAGCGGUUUGGUAACAAGGCAUUCAAAGAUUUCUAUGACCGUCUCAAGGAUAAAAGUGAGACACUGUUGAAGGGUGUUUUAGAUGAAAAGUUACAUGCAGCUGUUCCUGAAAUUGCUGUAUAUCUACAAGAGGGGAUAGGCAAUGACACUCGGAUAGAUUACGGAACAGGACAUGAGCUGUCUUUUGUGGCCUUCCUCUGCUGUCUUUUCAAAAUUGGAGCUUUACAAGAAGAGGAUGCUGUAGCCGUUGCCCUCCAGGUGUUUCAGAGGUAUUUAGUUCUGGUCAGGAAGUUACAACAGAUAUACCGUAUGGAGCCAGCUGGCAGUCAAGGAGUGUGGAGUCUGGAUGAUCAUCAAUUCAUACCAUUUAUCUGGGGAAGUUCACAGCUACUCGGUCACAAAAGAAUUUUGCCAAAGUCCUUUGUCAACCCAGACAUUUAUCAGAAUUUCGACAAAGAUUACAUGUUUUUGGGAUGUAUAAAAUACAUUGAUUCUGUGAAGACAGGACCAUUUGCUGAACAUUCCAACCAGUUGUGGAAUAUAAGUGGAGUGAAAGAGUGGCAAAAAGUCAACUCUGGUCUGAUAAAGAUGUACAAAGCUGAGGUCCUGGCCAAGUUCCCUGUCGUCCAACACUUUCUGUUUGGGAGUCUGCUGCCACUUGUUCCCGCUAAUGUGACAUGAACAGAGACAACAGUUGUAUAGAAGUAUACAAGGUCGGGUUAGAGAUGAUUAGGUAUAGAGGGACGAUUGGGGGGUGUUAACGCUGAUUAUGAUUAGUGCUGUAGAAGUCUGGACGGAAUGAGGAAGAAGGGGUAUAGA
Pecten maximus is the source of this 1172-nucleotide messenger RNA. Its product is annotated as serine/threonine-protein phosphatase 2A activator-like. Lineage: Eukaryota; Metazoa; Mollusca; Bivalvia; Pectinida; Pectinidae. Gene Ontology annotation, molecular function: protein tyrosine phosphatase activator activity; peptidyl-prolyl cis-trans isomerase activity. Gene Ontology annotation, cellular component: protein phosphatase type 2A complex; cytoplasm; nucleus. The transcript is spliced from 10 exons. The record is from RefSeq and is a predicted model, not a curated record. Bases 15 to 1034 code for a protein of 339 amino acids. Gene Ontology annotation, biological process: mitotic spindle organization.